Molecule: messenger RNA, 3274 nt
Organism: Telopea speciosissima
Lineage: Eukaryota; Viridiplantae; Streptophyta; Magnoliopsida; Proteales; Proteaceae
Product: serine/threonine-protein phosphatase 6 regulatory subunit 3-like
Exons: 19
Coding region: 377-2770 (797 amino acids)
Molecular function (GO): protein phosphatase binding; protein phosphatase regulator activity
Source: RefSeq, a predicted model, not a curated record
UUUUUCUUCCUUUACACUUCUUUACAGCCCCGCGAUUGCAGGGUUUUUUUUAUGUCCCUUUACCUCUCUCUCUCUCUCUCCCCCCAUUUCGUGGCCUUCCACCAAAUCCAACUAUUCCCCUGCAAAUACCCAAAUCUCUUAAGUCCCACCGUUGAUCUUUAUUUUCUGAGUCACUGAGAAGAAGGAAUCCUCCCAAGGAGUUGGAAUUCUAGGGUUUCUUCUUUGGGUUGUCUUCUGUCUUGUCUUUACUUCUGUGUUAGGAGAUCAGAGGAUUCCGUUUGAAGGCUUUCUGGAGCUUCUUGGCUUGUCGGAUUUUCAAAUCUGAGUUUCAGGGAUAUCCUGCUGACUGUUCUGAAGUUCAAUUGCGCCUGUCAAGAUGUUUUGGCGUAUGGCAGGAUUGUCCACGGCAUCUCCCGUGGAGACAAUUUUAGACAAGGACAACUUCACUUUGGAGGAACUUCUUGACGAAGAUGAAAUAAUUCAAGAGUGCAAAGCUCUCAAUGGGCGUCUUAUUAAUUUUCUGAGAGAAAGGGCCCAGGUGGAGCAACUGCUUCGGUACAUUGUGGAGGAAGCUCCUGAAGAUGCUGAAAAGAGACGCACUUUCAAGUUUCCUUUUAUUGCUUGUGAGAUAUUUACUUGUGAGGUUGAUAUCAUACUCAAAACAUUGGUGGAGGAUGAGGAGUUGAUGCAUUUGUUGUUCUCAUUCUUGGAGCCCAAUCGCUCCCAUAGCACAUUACUGGCAGGGUAUUUCAGCAAGGUUGUCGUAUGCCUGAUGUUACGGAAAACAGUCCCGUUUAUGAAUUAUGUACAGGCUCAUCAGGAAAUUUUCCGCCAGCUGGUUGAUCUAAUUGGGAUUACAUCCAUCAUGGAGGUUUUAAUUCGUCUUAUUGGUGUGGAUGAGCAAAUGUAUACCAACUACAUGGAUGCAAUGCAAUGGUUGGAAGAUACAAAUGUGCUUGAGAUGAUUGUCGAUAAGUUCAGCUCAUCUGAUUCUCCUGAAGUGCAUGCCAAUGCAGCAGAAAUACUCUGUGCUAUAACUCGUUAUGCUUCUCCUGGACUUGCUUCAAAAGUUGCCAGCCCAAGUUUUGUGGGAAGAUUAUUUCGUCAUGCAUUGGAAGAUUCGAGGCCAAAAUCUGUUUUAGUUCACUCAUUGUCUGUGUGUAUAUCACUGCUGGACCCCAAGAGGUUAACGUUGGGCCCAUAUCAUACAUACAGCCGUCAGCUGUCUCAUGGACCAGUAGUAACUGCCAAUCCUGAGACAGUUGAAGGCAUGCUGGAGAGCCUUGGUGAUUUACUAAAGCUUCUGGAUGUGUCAUCUGCUGAGAGUAUGUUGCCAACUACGUAUGGAAAGUUGCAGCCUCCCCUUGGCAAACACCGUCUAAAGGUUGUGGAGUUCAUCUCUGUUCUGCUGACAAUUGGUAGUGAAGCUGCUGAGAAGGAAUUGAUGCAGCUAGGAGCCAUACAACGUGUUUUAGAUUUAUUCUUUGAGUACCCAUACAAUAACUUUUUGCAUCACCAUGUGGAGAACAUCAUAGUUUCAUGCUUGGAGAGCAAGAAGCUUCCACUGAUUGAACAUCUCCUUCACAACUGUGACCUUGUUGGAAAAAUACUAGGAGCAGAAAAGAAUUGCACUUUGUCAACUGAUCCAAUCAAGCCAACAGUUUCUGUUGAGGCAAAAUCACCACCAAGGAUAGGAAAUAUUGGACAUAUCACACAUGUAGCUAACAAGCUUGUUCAAUUGAGCAGCAGCAAUAGUCAAACUCAGGCUUUUCUACAGGAAAAUGCUGAGUGGGUUGAUUGGCAUGCAAAUGUCCUACUGAAACGUAAUACAGUGGAAAAUGUCUACCAGUGGGCUUGUGGGAGGCCAACUGCUUUACAGGACAGGAAUAGGGACAGUGAUGAUGAUGAUUUUCGUGAUAGAGAUUAUGAUGUGGCAGCAUUAGCUAAUAACUUGAGCCAAGCUUUUAGAUAUGGCAUCUACAGUAACGAUGAUAUUGAAGAGGCCCAUGGUUCACUAGAACGUGAUGAUGAGGAUGUGUACUUUGAUGACGAAUCUGCUGAAGUUGUCAUCUCUUCUUUGCGUCUGGGUGAUGACCAGGACAGUGGCUCUCUCUUUACAAACUCCAACUGGUUUGCUUUAGAGGAUGAUAGAAUAGCCAGUGAGCGCUCAAGUGGCUCACUUGCUUCACCCUCGCCUAAUGCAGAGACUGGUGUUAUCACCAGCAGCAGUGAUGAUGAGGUUAUUGCUGGUGAAGAUGAUGACCUUGCUGAUACAGCUACAUCUUCACAUUUGCCUGAACCAGGGCCCAAUGCAGAGGAUCCUAGUAGUGCAGUUUCACCAGAUGGUCUGUCACAGGAUCUGAAAGAAGAAAUAAGACCUGAUGAAUUUGAUAAACCACCAGAAUGGGUCCAAUGGAGAGAGACAUCAGACGACAAUGCCUCAUCUGAUGCAAAUCAUCCGCCUUUACCCAAUGGUGAGCUUGAAGUGGCUUCGAAGGAUCAUACUGAUAGUGUUGACAUGGAUACAGUUGAAUCUUCACCAUCAUCCAAUGACAAUGCGAAAGAUAGUACUGCCAUGGAUGCCAAAGAGUCAGCUGAAACCACCAUUGAGAACCAAAAACUCAACGACUCUGAAAUGUUGGAGUCUGGCGUUGAAAAUUUUAGUUCUGACCCAGGUGCACCUGAAGAUGUGGAGAUGGAAGGGAAACAAGGCAGCCCUGAAGCUGCAGAACUUGAGAAGAAAGCAGUAGAAGAUGAAGCAGGAAAGUAAUGCUAGUUCUGCAAAUUUGUUUGGUGGUGCCACCUUGAGGAGGAUCUGGCUGCUGUUGUAGAGCCAAAGGUGAACCCUGCAGGGCCUGCAGCCCCACCUAAAAUUCAAAAAAAAUUCAUGUCAGUAAUGUAGUGGCCCCUUCUAUCAGAAACAGAGGUUGUAGUCCCCACCCUCCCAAAGUCACUAAUUGUUUCCUUUGCCCUCCUUUUCCCCCUUGUGUCAAAAGCCAAAAUUUUAUUUAUAGAACAUAUCUUUGGUACAUCCACUGUACAAGUCAACAAAAAAGCUUGUCAAGUGCAGAGUGGAGCAUGAUUGUAAAGUUUAUGUUAGAGAAAACGUUGUAAGCCCAAGUUGGCCAUGCAUUAGCAUUAUUGUUGCUCUUGUGGUAGGCUUGUUAGCAUCGAACCUCUGAGGCAAUAAUUGGCCGGUAUCUACCCGGCCAAGUGCCAGCAGGGACACAUUGGAUCUAGAUUGUGUACUUUUUUAAUGCUGAGAUUGAUUUUU